This is a messenger RNA of Rhinichthys klamathensis goyatoka, 2116 nucleotides long. Its product is annotated as NACHT, LRR and PYD domains-containing protein 1 homolog. The record is from RefSeq and is a predicted model, not a curated record. The transcript is spliced from 5 exons. The coding region runs from base 20 to 2101 and encodes 693 amino acids. Gene Ontology annotation, biological process: inflammatory response; regulation of apoptotic process; innate immune response. Gene Ontology annotation, cellular component: cytoplasm. NCBI's taxonomy places the organism in Eukaryota, Metazoa, Chordata, Actinopteri, Cypriniformes, Leuciscidae.
UAGACACUUAUGAGACACCAUGGACCAAGACUCAGAGCGUGCUCGGUUUGUGGACACACACUGGCUGGAACUUGUCCAGAGAGUACAGAUGGUGAUGCCGAUAGCAGAUGAGCUGAAGUCCCGUGGCAUGCUGGAAUGGGAGCCGUACUGUAAGAUCAGAGCAGCAGAUACUGACCAGGAGAAAAUGAGAGAGUUAUAUGAAGUGUUGCACUCUGGAGGAGACAAGGUUAAAUCUGCCUUUUAUUCUAGCCUGGAAAUCCAUGAGCCAUCUCUGUUUAGCGACUUAGGCUCCACAGGACAUCACACACGCUCUGAAAAAACACAUUCCUCAGAAAUCAGCCCAGUGAUUCACAAAUAUAUGAAGCGGAUCUGCAGCGAGUAUCAGUAUGUGACUGAGUAUAACUCACUGCCUGGUGAACAUGUGCUGCUGUCUGAGCGCUUCACACAACCUCUGAUCCUUCGGAAACAUAGAGAUCGAAAAGAGCGAGAAGAAGAGAUCCGCUCCAGUGGAGAGAGCUUCCAGCAGGUCCUCAGCUCCAGGAGCAGUGGAGACUCUGUCCAUCUCAACUCUCUGUUCGACCCAGAUGACCACGGGAUCAGUCCCAGUUCUGUGAUACUGCAGGGAAAUUCUGGAAACGGGAAAUCUUUCACUGUGCAGAAGAUCAUGAUGGACUGGGCAUCUGGUGUCCUCUACAAAGGGCGGUUUGAUAUUGUGUUCCACUUAAAGUGUAAAGAAAUAAAUCGCAUUCCUGGCGAGAAGAGUUUGGUGGAGAUCUUGAGCUGCAGUUGUAGUUUAACAUCACAUGAGAUCUCACAGAUUUUACAGCAGUCGCCAGAGAAGGUGCUUGUGGUCAUUGAUGGAUUUGAUGAGCUGAAACUCCCACAGGACAUUAAUGACACGUCAGCACACACUGAUCUGCUUCAGAAAGCCCCACCUGUGGACACUCUUUGUGCCCUGCUGAGGGGUCGAAUCCUGCCAGAGUCUUUCCUGCUGGUCUCCUCCAGAUCUACAGCUACGGACACACUCAGUAAAGAUCUGCUCAAAGGACCUCAGCGUUUCUCUGAGAUUGUGGGAUUUUCAGAGAAGGGGGUGGAGGAGUACUUCCAGAAGUUUUUUCAAAAUGAGGAACAUUACAGAGAUGCUUAUACAUAUGUGAAGGCAAAUGAAACCCUCAUCACUGCCUGCUCAAUCCCUGUCGUCUGCUGGAUCAUCUGCACAACUAUCCAGGAGCGAUUCAAAUAUGGUGCGAAUAAGACAAGCGGACUGGAAACCACUACCUCCAUCUACGUGGACUUUGUGUGCACUCUUCUGCAGCAUCACUGCCAGGGUUUGAGUCAGUCCGUCCCGACCCUGCUGAGGAGUCUGGGUGAGCUGGCAGAGAGAGGGAUGCAGGAACAGCAAGUCCUGCUGGAUGAGAAAAGUGUGAAUGAAACCAUUUCAGACCCGGCUGGAAAUCCAUUCUUGUGCAAGUUCCUGUUUAAGAGACGAAUCCGCCAGGGGACGAUGUUCAGUUUCAUGCAUCUCAGCUUUCAGGAGUUCUUCUGUGCUCUGUACUAUGUCCUUCUGGAUGAAGAAGAGUCCCUGGGGAAACUUUUAAUGGAUAGUUCCUCAAAACCACGUUUUGCAGCUGUGGUGCAAUUUGUAUUUGGUUUGUUGAAUAAGGAUGUGAGAUCCACACUUAAAGAACAUGGUCUGUUCAUUCGUCCAAAAACACAGGCUCAUCUGAAACAAUGGAUUUUGGAAAAGGUUAAAGAUUUUUUCUGGUCUUCGGUAGCAGUAUUUAUUGUUCUUCACUGUCUGUAUGAACUUCAUGAAGAAGACUUUGUGAAAGAAGUAAUGGGAUCCUGGGAAAGGAUUGAUCUUCAUGGUCCAUUCCUCAGUAGAGCAGACGUCUGUGCCCUGCUGUACUGCUGUCAGUGCUGUCAGAGAAUUGAAGGAAUCUCUAGUUUGUAUUUAACAUCGGAAUAUCUGUCUAUGAUUUUGCCUGAACUUCACAAGUUUAAAGAUGCAAGCUUGGCUAUAGAUUGUCCAUCAGACUCUGAUCUCGGUGAACUGAUCUACGCUCUCACGAGAGGACAGACCCUGAGCUCACAGAGGUAAUGUUUUAAAUAUAUU